AGAUAAACUAGAACCACCAGACUGUAGGAGAAAGAGAAGAGAUGGAGGAACCCUCAUCUGGAAAAGGGAUUAUUAACAAUCCAGCAGAUCUCAGUGUCAUCGUUGGAUACUUCCUCAUGGUCAUCAGCGUUGGUGUUUGGUCCGCGUUUCGUACCAACCGUGGGACGGUGGGGGGAUAUUUCCUGGCGGGACGCUCCAUGGCUUGGUGGUCGGUUGGCACCUCCCUGUUUGCCAGUAAUAUUGGGAGCGGCCAUUUUGUGGGCCUGGCGGGAACAGGGGCAGCGGCGGGCAUCGCCGUGGGAGGCUUCGAGUGGAACGCUCUGUUCAUCGUGCUGCUGCUGGGCUGGCUGUUUGUACCGGUCUACCUCACAGCCCAGGUGAUCACGAUGCCACAGUACCUGAAGAAGAGGUUCGGCGGGAGCAGGAUCAGCCUCUACCUGUCCGUUAUUUCUCUGUUCCUGUACAUUUUCACCAAGAUCUCAGUGGAUAUGUUCUCUGGAGCCGUGUUCAUCCAGCAGGCCUUGGGCUGGAAUAUCUACGUGUCAAUCAUCGCCCUACUGUUAAUCACAGCCUUGUACACUGUGACGGGGGGCCUUGCAGCUUUAAUGUACACUGAUACAUUUCAGACGUUUGUCAUCAUCGCUGGCGCCUUCGUCCUCACCGGGUUCUCCUUUGCUGAGAUCGGCGGCUACGGCGCCCUGCUUGAAAAAUACAGCUCUGCGAUACCGAGCAACAUCUCCUCCCUGGACAUCCAGCGCUAUAACAUCUCCCCCCAGUGCUACACCCCCAGACAGGAUGCCUUCAGCCUGCUGAGGGACCCCACCACAGGAGACCUGCCCUGGCCCGGCGUAGUGUUUGGGAUGACCAUUGGGGGGAUCUGGUACUGGUGCUCUGACCAGGUGAUUGUGCAGAGAUGCCUUGCGGCUCGGAGUCUCACCCAUGUGAAGGCCGGCUGCAUCGUGUGCGGCUACCUCAAGCUGCUCCCAAUGUUCCUCAUGGUGUUCCCUGGAAUGAUCAGCAGGAUCCUCUAUCCAGAUGAUGUCGGCUGCGUGGUCCCUGAGAUCUGCAAGGAAGUUUGUGGGACCGAAGUGGGCUGCUCCAAUAUAGCUUAUCCUAAACUGGUGGUGACAGUCAUGCCCAGUGGUCUGCGAGGCCUAAUGCUGGCCGUGAUGCUGGCCGCUCUCAUGUCUUCUUUGGCCUCCAUCUUUAACAGCAGCAGCACUCUGUUCACCAUGGACAUCUGGACCCGCAUCAGGCCACAGGCCACUGAACGGGAGCUCAUCGUCAUAGGCCGCAUUUGGGUUCUGUGCAUCGUGGUCAUCAGCAUCUGCUGGAUCCCCGUGGUUCAGGCAGCCCAGAGUGGUCAGCUGUUCGACUACAUCCAGUCAGUCUCCAGCUAUCUGUCUCCACCCAUCGCCUCCGUCUUUUUGCUGGCUGUCUUUGUCAAAAGGGUCAACGAAACGGGGGCUUUCUGGGGCCUGAUUGGUGGUCUAGUGAUGGGCCUGUGUCGGAUGUUGCUAGAGUUCUGGUUUGGUACCGGCAGCUGUAUUUUCCCCUCUCGGUGCCCUUACCUUGUGUGCGGCAUUCACUACUUACACUUUGCCAUCAUCCUCUUUGCCAGCACAUCAGUGCUGGUCUUGCUGAUCAGUUUCUGUACGGAGCCUAUUGAGACUAAACACCUCCAUCGUCUGGUGUUCAGUCUUCGUCACUCUAAAGAAGAGAGGGAAGAUCUGGACUGGGAGCAAGAAGAGCAUGCGAGAAGAGCCCGUAAGGAUGCCAGGGAGAGGGCGAGAGAGAGGGCUAACGCAAGUACAGAAGCUGAAGGUGAUAAAAAGUCUGGGAUCUGCCGCCUGGUUGGUGGCUUCUGUGGAUUGAGUGGAGGGCCGCAGGCUGAGGAAGCAGCAGAGGACUUAGAGCCACAGAUGCCAGACAUUCGGGAGAACCGUGGAUGGAAGCACAUUGUGGAUUCUAAUGCUCUCAUCAUGAUGGCCGUUGCAGCUUUUAUGUGGGGAUACUUUGCUUGACUGAGUCUUUGUUCAGAAAUCCAAACCUGCACUGGAGUCUAUAAACCUCUACAUCUCCAUCUGCUGGUACUUUUUGGGCAUUACACCAAAGUAAGACCUUUAGUCUUACUUUGUAAGUAAGUUAGAUCAGUGUUUCCCAACCUUUUUUGACUUGUGUACCUCUUUGGGCAGUUUGUCUUUCCAUGAGCCACCCCCUCUCAGUCAAAAUUAUUGAUUUCCCAUAAGUGUUAACGUACAAUAACUGAUUAU
Messenger RNA from Cyprinodon variegatus (sheepshead minnow), 2273 nucleotides. RefSeq names its product solute carrier family 5 (sodium/glucose cotransporter), member 2 (gene slc5a2). The coding region runs from base 42 to 2024 and encodes 660 amino acids. The record is from RefSeq and is a predicted model, not a curated record. NCBI's taxonomy places the organism in Eukaryota, Metazoa, Chordata, Actinopteri, Cyprinodontiformes, Cyprinodontidae. Gene Ontology annotation, biological process: sodium ion transport; transmembrane transport. Gene Ontology annotation, molecular function: D-glucose:sodium symporter activity. Gene Ontology annotation, cellular component: plasma membrane. The transcript is spliced from 15 exons.